AUGAAUAAGAAAGAUAUAUCAUCAUAUGAGUUUGGGGUUGUAUCAAUGAAUCAACCGAUGUCAACAAUCCUCAGCUUCACAUGUAUGAACUGCAAAGAGGAAAGCACAGCUAUAGAUAGAAAUCAGUUGCUCCAACAUUUCAGCUCAACCAGCCCCUUCUACAAAUGCAUAUUGAGUCAUGAAUAUACAGAACUUUUAAAGUCAAUAUGUGAAAGUAUCAACAUAGACUGGCUAAUUUUCCCACAAUACAGAUAUGCCAUUUCCCAACUUUUUUCAGGGGCUAUUUUAGUAGAACAGUCCUCUGCUAUUCUGCGAAACUGUGUUGAGCCUUACGGCCGUCUAAAGAGUACCGAUGCACAUCACGAACGAAGAAUUGCAACAGCAAUCCAUUUCUUUUCUUAUCCGGAAAAAGAAACGUUUCGCCCAUACAAUUUCUGGACAUUAUAUGAGUAUGACACUCCACAAAACACCAAUUCAGAAGCAAAACUGCUAUCCAACAUUUUCCAAAGUAUUGCAUACUCUGUAAUCAGAAACGGACCGUCUGCUCGUGUAAAUGUUAAUUGCUUUAAAAAUGUGAAAAAUCAGUUGAAGGGCAAUGUGAUAAAAAGCAUCCUUGCUCAAAUACUAGAGUUAGAAGAUGAGUUUAUUAUGAUAAUCAACAAUUUCGAACUCAGUAGUUUGCUCCAACCUUUAGCUGAUUCUAUGAGCACUUCAAUUAAGGUGCCAAUCUGA
Mycotypha africana is the source of this 732-nucleotide messenger RNA. RefSeq lists its product as uncharacterized. The record is from RefSeq and is a predicted model, not a curated record. The coding region runs from base 1 to 732 and encodes 243 amino acids. Lineage: Eukaryota; Fungi; Mucoromycota; Mucoromycetes; Mucorales; Mycotyphaceae. The transcript has 3 exons.